CUCUCUUUCUACAUACAUUAUUCUACCUUAGUCGCCCUUCCGUUUUAUCUUUCGUUCUUUCUUUCGUUUGCUGGCGACGACGUAACAUCACAUUUGACGUCGAACGAAAUCAAGUUUCUUUCAAGAUCACUUAAGUUUCAUUACUGAGUACUACCAUCAUUAUGUUUGCUCAAGGUUUACGUUGUGUUAAAUCCGCCAUAUUGAACCCAAUCAAUUGUUCAUCAACAUUGAAAGGCAUUUCAUCAUCUCAGUUGUUCUUAAAAAACAUUUCAAUUAUGUCUUAUGCAAGAAAUGGUAGAGGUAAUAGUUCUUAUGGAGGCGGUGGUGGAAGAGGAGGCGGUCAGCGAUAUGGUGGUGGUAGAAUGGGAGGUGAUAAGAAAAAUCCUGGUGCAAAUCUGCAAACCCCUAAUUGGGACCGUGUUCAAUUACGACCUUUCAAAAAAGAAUUUUAUGUUCCCCAUCCUACUAUUGAUCGAAGAUCUUAUGAGGAAGUAGAUAAAUACCGUACUAGUAAGGACAUCACAGUGAUGAGUUCUGAUAGAACUGAAGUUCCAUAUCCAAUUCAACAUUUUAAAGAAGCCAAUUUCCCAGAUUAUGUAAUGCAAGUUUUAGUUAAUGAAGGUUUUAGUGAGCCAACACCAAUCCAAGCUCAAGGUUGGCCUAUAGCUAUGAGUGGUAAAAAUAUGGUUGGAGUUGCACAAACUGGAUCAGGCAAAACAUUAGCUUAUACUUUGCCUGCUGUUGUUCAUAUUAACAAUCAAGAGCCCUUAAAAAAGGGUGAUGGUCCAAUUGCACUUGUGUUAGCUCCAACAAGAGAAUUGGCUCAACAAAUUCAGAAAGUUGCUGCUCUUUUCAACCAAUCCACAUAUUUACGAUCCACUUGUAUAUAUGGUGGUGCACCUAAAUCUCAUCAGGCUAGAGAUUUACAUAAUGGUGUUGAAAUUGCUAUAGCAACACCAGGCCGUCUACUUGAUUUUUUGGAAUCAAAUGCUACUAACUUGCAACGUUGUACUUAUCUUGUCUUGGAUGAAGCAGAUCGUAUGUUAGAUAUGGGUUUUGAACCACAAAUAAGGAAAAUCAUUCAACAAAUUAGACCUGAUAGACAAGUGUUGAUGUGGUCUGCUACAUGGCCAAAAGAAGUCCAAAAAUUGGCCAAUGACUUCUUAAGUGACUACAUUCAGCUUAAUGUAGGAUCUUUAACAUUAUCUGCCAAUCAUAAUAUUCAACAAAAUGUUGAUGUCGUUCAAGAACAUGAAAAAGAAGAUAAACUUAUGGAUCUAUUACAAGACAUAAGUAACAUGGAUGAAAAUAAAACCAUAAUUUUUGCUGAAACUAAACGAAAAGUUGAUACAAUUACCCGUAAAAUUGUUAAUAUGGGUGCUAGAGCUGUUGGUAUUCAUGGAGAUAAAUCACAAUCUGAAAGAGAUCAUGUAUUAAAACAAUUUAGAAAUGGAAGAGCAAAUAUUUUAGUAGCAACUGAUGUUGCUGCUAGAGGUUUAGAUGUAGAUGAUGUAAAAUUUGUUAUUAAUUUUGACUAUCCCAAUAAUUCAGAAGAUUACAUUCACCGAAUUGGUCGAACUGGUAGAUCGUCUCAAAAAGGUACAUCAUACGCCUUUUUCACUCAUUCCAAUAGCAAGCAAGCUAAAGAUUUAGUUGCUGUACUCACUGAAGCUAAUCAGAGAAUUGAUCCUAAAUUAGCUGCUAUGGCUGCAAGAUCUUAUUCCAAUGGUGGUAAUAAAUGGUAUGGUGGUGGUGGGAACCGUUGGGGAGGUGGCCGUCCAGCACACAGAAAAUUUUAAAAAUAAGAAGCAGUAUUCAUUUAUUGUGCACUAAUGAUCAAUAUUAUGUCCCUUGACUUACUGAUGUGAAAUAUUAUUUUCUGUCUUAUGUUGUAUACUAUGAUUGAAUUUUGUCUCAUUCUUCUAUUAUUUCAUCUGUACAAUUUUGAUGAUUGUAUUUGAGUAAUUUGACUUUGGAAGAACUACUAUUAUAUAUUGAGUUUUCUAUUAA
Daktulosphaira vitifoliae (grape phylloxera) is the source of this 2010-nucleotide messenger RNA. Its product is annotated as ATP-dependent RNA helicase p62-like. Gene Ontology annotation, cellular component: ribonucleoprotein complex; nucleus; cytoplasm. The record is from RefSeq and is a predicted model, not a curated record. Bases 162 to 1799 code for a protein of 545 amino acids. Gene Ontology annotation, molecular function: RNA binding; ATP binding; RNA helicase activity. Lineage: Eukaryota; Metazoa; Arthropoda; Insecta; Hemiptera; Phylloxeridae. The transcript is spliced from 9 exons.